AUGUUCCUAUACAUAUUAGCGCACGGAAAGGGAUAUCGGGAUGUGACAACAAUUUUCAACCAUUCAUUGCAAACUGUAUGUCACUACGUUAAAGAGGUUCUAUGUGCGGUCGUCACGCUUUCAAUGCGCUUGACUCUUCAGAGUACGAACUACAAUGACGGUGUCGAGCCACACAUGCCGAAUCUGAGCAAUCAUCCAUUGUUUGGAGACUGCAUCGAUGCUAUUGAUGGAAUGCAUGUCAAAGUUGUGUUAUCGAGGCAUGAGCGUCUGAACUUCAUGGGACGAAAAGGAGGGUUGACACAGAAUGUGUUGGCAGCUUGUGACUUUAAUUUAUGCUUCACGUUUAUGCUAGCAGGAUACUCCGACAAUACGCAUGAUGCGCGCAUACUUGCAUGUGAUAUCCACAAUUUGGAAAUACAUUUUCCGUUGUCGGCCUCGGGAAAGUACUAUUUAGUAGACUCUGGGUUUGCUCAUCGCCCUGGGUGUGUGGAAACAAAGAUGGAAGAUCUUGGAUUGGAGCCCAGAUAUCCCUUCCCAAUGCAAGUAGCAAUUGUGGUGGCCACGUUAGGGGUACAUAAUUUCCUGCGGCUUGCAGGAUUGGUAGACGAGGAGUUCACGAGAGCGGAGGUGGAUGAAGAUGCAAUCGAGGUGGAGCUUCUCGAUGCAGAAGAUGAAAUGCAUGCCGAAAUAAAUGCACCGAAAAUGCAACAAAGUGAGUGGGAUAGACUUCGGGAUUAUAUGGCGCAGCAGCCGUGA
Molecule: messenger RNA, 756 nt
Organism: Olea europaea var. sylvestris
Lineage: Eukaryota; Viridiplantae; Streptophyta; Magnoliopsida; Lamiales; Oleaceae
Exons: 2
Coding region: 1-756 (251 amino acids)
Source: RefSeq, a predicted model, not a curated record